Knipowitschia caucasica is the source of this 330-nucleotide messenger RNA. Lineage: Eukaryota; Metazoa; Chordata; Actinopteri; Gobiiformes; Gobiidae. The record is from the annotation of a GenBank genome assembly.
AUGGAGCAUCUAUCUCUCCCUUGUAUUGCCAACUUCAGUGGUGAAAUGUCUGUGCUGUGCAAGCGGAGCCUAUUUGACUUGUUCCUGCGCAUCGUGAGGACCACUCCACCUGCUGUCCUGCCAGUUUCCCUCAGGGCUCCAGGGCUGUGUACGUACUGGGACUACAAGCGUGCCAGUGUGGUGUACCAGCAGGCAUGGUCAGUGCUCCGCAGAGAGGCCUUCCCCCUGUGGCCCCGCUCUGACCGAGGCCUACAGCUCUUUAGCACUGACCCUGCACCCCAGCCUGACCCUGCACCCCAGUCUGACUCUGCACUCCGGCCUGUUAGUUAG